This is a messenger RNA of Trypanosoma theileri, 606 nucleotides long. RefSeq lists its product as uncharacterized. The transcript has a single exon. The record is from RefSeq and is a predicted model, not a curated record. NCBI's taxonomy places the organism in Eukaryota, Euglenozoa, Kinetoplastea, Trypanosomatida, Trypanosomatidae. Gene Ontology annotation, cellular component: small-subunit processome; nucleolus. The coding region runs from base 1 to 606 and encodes 201 amino acids.
AUGGCGUCUCACGCCAUUAAAAGUAUUCUCAUGAAGGAAAAGAAUCUUGUGCAGAAGAAAAAGCGAGAAAUGGAUAGUUAUCACGAUACUCCAGAGCCUGUCCUUUCAGAAGUAAAGGAUGAAGCCGCCGUGCGCUUUCAACGUGAACAACUCACUGUUGCUGCCCCUAUGCAAACAAAUAUGUUUCUUUCCUUUAAUAAAAGUCUUGGCCCGCCAUUUCAUAUUUGGCUGGAUACAAACUUUAUUAACUUUUCUAUGCAGAAUAAAAUUGAAAUUGUGGAAGGUUUGAUGGACUGUAUGCUGGCAAAGGUCAUUCCCUGUGUAUGUGAUUGUGUAAUGGCGGAAUUGGAGAAACUCGGAAAGAAAUUUCGAAUUGCUCUGAAGAUCGCACGGGAUAAACGAUUCCGUCGAUUAACGUGUGAAGGCAAAUACGCAGAUGACUGUGUUGUGCGUACAGUGACGAAACAUCCUAUUUACAUUGUGGCUACAUGUGAUCAAGAACUUAAACGGCGACUGCGUAAAAUCCCUGGUGUGCCCAUUAUGUACAUUUCAAAGCAUCGCUAUACCAUUGAAAGACUCCCAGAAGUGUAUGGGGCCCCAGCGUAA